This is a messenger RNA of Orycteropus afer afer, 1437 nucleotides long. RefSeq names its product sedoheptulokinase (gene SHPK). Gene Ontology annotation, molecular function: sedoheptulokinase activity. Gene Ontology annotation, biological process: carbohydrate metabolic process; cellular response to lipopolysaccharide. Lineage: Eukaryota; Metazoa; Chordata; Mammalia; Tubulidentata; Orycteropodidae. The record is from RefSeq and is a predicted model, not a curated record. Gene Ontology annotation, cellular component: cytosol.
AUGGAUGCACAGUCGUUUACUCUCGGCAUCGAUCUGGGCACCACGUCCGUGAAGGCGGCCCUGCUGGAGGCCGCGCCAGGCGACCUCUCCGGGUUCGUGGUAGGGGCGAGCUGUGCCCGAGCUGCGCGAGCGGAGGCCACGGCUGAGAUCGUAGCGGCCGGGACUCAGGGGCGGGAGCAGGAUGUGAGUCGAAUCAUCCAGGCCCUACAUGAGUGCCUUGCUGCCCUUCCCCAGCAGCAGCUCCGGAACGUUAGGGCCAUUGGAGUGUCUGGACAGAUGCAUGGAGUCAUGUUUUGGAAGACAGGGCAAGGCUGUGCAUGGGAAGAGGGAGGGGUCAACCCCGUGUUCACACCCAGAAGUGUGAGCCACCUGGUCACAUGGCAGGAUGGCCGGUGUAGCAGUGGGUUCCUGGCUUCUCUGCCCCAGCCUGAGUCUCAUCUUAGCGUGGCCACUGGGUUCGGCUGUUCAACUAUCUUCUGGCUUUUAAAAAAUAGCCCAGAAUUCCUAAAAUCCUAUGAUGCAGCCGGCACCAUCCAAGACUAUGUGGUUGCCAUGUUGUGUGGCUUGUCAAGACCCCUGAUGUCAGACCAGAAUGCCGCUAGCUGGGGAUACUUCAACACUCGGAGCCAAAGCUGGAAUUUGGAGAUACUGAUGGCCUCGGGCUUUCCUGUCCACCUGCUCCCGGACAUUGCGGAGCCUGGCAGUGUGGCAGGCAGAACUUCCCACACGUGGUUUGAAAUCCCAAAGGGGACAGAGGUGGGCGUGGCCUUGGGUGAUUUACAGGCCUCUGUCUUUUCCUGCAUGGCCCAGAGAACAAAUGCAGUUCUCAACAUCAGCACCUCAGUUCAGCUGGCCGCCUCCAUGCCCUCAGGAUUCCAGCCGGUGCAGACUCCAGACCCGUUAGCUCCAGUUGCCUACUUUCCAUACUUUGACAGGACCUACCUGGGGGUAGCAGCGUCCCUCAAUGGGGGCAAUGUGUUGGCCACGUUUGUCCACAUGCUGGUUGAGUGGAUGGCAGAUCUGGGCCUGGAAAUUGGAGAAUCUGCUGUAUAUUCCCACAUGAUCCAGGCAGCUGCACAGCAGGAAGACACCUGUCUAACCAUUACCCCAACAGUGCUGGGAGAGAGGCACCUGCCGGACCAGCUGGCCUCAGUGACCAGAAUCUCCUCCUCUGACCUCUCCCUGGGGCACGUGACUCGGGCCCUGUGUCGAGGCAUCAUCCAGAACCUGCAGUCAAUGCUUCCAUCCCAGCAGCUGAAAGAGUGGGGUGUGGAGCGGGUGAUUGGGAGUGGGAGUGCGCUGUCCAGGAAUGAGGUGCUGAAGCAGGAAGUGCAGAGGGCUUUCCCUUUCCCAGUGUCCUUUGGGCAGGAUGUGGAUGCCGCAGUUGGGGCAGCUCUGGUCAUGCUACGGAGGAAAAUCAACCAGGAGGAGGCUUAA